Messenger RNA from Paramecium pentaurelia, 933 nucleotides. The record is from the annotation of a GenBank genome assembly. NCBI's taxonomy places the organism in Eukaryota, Ciliophora, Oligohymenophorea, Peniculida, Parameciidae.
AUGUUAUAAGUUGAAAGAUUAUUAAGGCCAAGAAAAUCAAUUUCAAAAAGCUUAAUAUUAUAAUAACCAGAUCCUUUAGAAUAAGAUAAUACUGGUAAAGCCAAAGAGCAUUUUAAACAUAUAAGAUAAAAACUUAAAGUAAUUAAUUAAGCAGGAUCACCUAAUCCAUCUCCAAAAGAAGAAAAUUAAAAAUAAUAACCUAAUAGAAGAGAUAAGAAAGGUAAGAAAUUGAAAUAAUAAAAACCUCAUUAUUAAUUGGAUGUUUCAGAUAUUAAUUCUUCAAUUACAGAUGAAUCUUUUGAUAAAGAUGCUAAAAACUAGUUCUUAAUUGCUAAAGAUAAUCUAAAAAAGUUAAGUAAAUAAACUAAUCAAAAUAAAAAUGCUUCUUCCUUUACUAACUCACCUCUUUAAUAAUAAUAAGGUAAGAAUGAUUCUUUACGAAUUGAAUCUUAGUAAGGAAUUGAUAAUCAAUUUGAUUAAGAAAAAAUCAAUAUUAAUUUUGUGAAAUCUUUAGAACAUAAUAUUGAUUGCAAAAAUAUUCAAGAAAGUUAUGAAGAUGGAUAUUUAAAUAUACAUAUAUUAAGUGAUGAUUUAUAAACAUUUUUGAGAUAUGAACAUGAAAUUUAAGAAAUGAUACAUAGAUCAUAAUAAUUUACAAAUAAUAAAUUAAUGCAUGAAGGAUUAUAAGAUGAAUUAGAGAAUUAUGAACUUAGUUUAAAUAGAUAAAAAUUAGAAAGAGAAUAAAAAUAAAAAGAAUUUGUUUAAAGAAUAAUACUAUAAGAAUAACAAAAAUAAAAUAUAUUUCAAAGAGCUAAAACUAAAAAAAUUGAUGAUAUUGCUAAUAAAUUUAUUGAUCAUCAUCAUAUUGAAUUAAAAAAUGAUCCAUUAAAUUAAGCUCAUCUUAGUAGAAGAAAAAAAGAAUAGCAGUAAUGA